AUUGUUUGUAUAAAUUAUUUAAAAUCUAUAUAAGUAUUUUAAAAAAUUUAGGAGAAAUAAAAGAGUUUUGACAUUCAUAGUUUUUCUUGUUUUGUAUUUGCUUUGAAGUUUGUUUUUGUGGAGUGUUUUUUUUGGUUCUGAGAGAAGAUAAACAGCGCUUUUAAAUGUUGGUUGAGAAGGCCAUUCCCGCCAACCCAACAGGCUCCAGAGCUCUUCAACAGCACCUCUUCUCUCUAUUACAGAGCUGCAAUUCCAUCAGAAAGCUUGCCCAAAUUCAUACCCAGAUAGUCAUUAAUGGAUUUUCCCAGAAAAGUUAUAUUCUUGUUAAGCUACUCUCGUUCUAUGCCGUUUCUGGUUAUCUCCAAAAUGUAUCUAAUCUAAUUCAGAAUAUUGAAAACCCAAGUACUACCGUUUGGAACCAGAUUAUUAGAGGCCAUGCUCGAAGCUCAACGCCGCAUAAAUCGGUUGAAUUCUUCAACCGGAUGGUAGAGACAGAGGUCGAGCCCGAUGAGUUCACGUAUUCGUUUCUUAUCAGUGCUUGCGCGAGGUGUGGAUUGUUGAGAGAAGGUGAACAGGUUCAUGGGAGAGUUUUGGUGAAUGGGUAUUGCUCUAAUAUGUUUGUUCAAACGAAUUUGAUUAAUUUGUAUGCCAUGGCUGGAGUCGAUAGCAGUAUUAUUUAUGCACGUCGGGUAUUUGAUGAAAUGGGUCAAAGGAAUGUUGUUAGCUGGAAUUCAUUGCUUGCGGGUUAUUUUAGGUGUGGAGAUGUUGACAAUGCACGACGAGUUUUUGAUGAGAUGCAGGAGAGGAAUGUUGUAUCGUGGACAACUAUGAUUGCGGGGUGUGCUAAAAGCGGGAGGAGUAAGCAAGCUUUGACUCUGUUUUGUCAGAUGAGAAGGGCAGCCGAUGUUAAAUUCGAUCAGGUAACUCUAGUGGUAGUAUUAUCGGCCUGUGCUGAAUUAGGGAACUUACAAUUGGGAAGGUGGAUUCACCAGUACAUAGAAGAGAAAUUGCGAAUCAGAACCCAGCCAUUGUUGGUGUUUCUGUACAAUGCACUCAUACACAUGUAUGCAAGCUGUGGUGUAAUUGAUGAAGCCUAUAAAAUAUUCAAAGACAUGCCAGAGAGGAGUACUGUUUCUUGGACAAGUAUCAUCACUGGGUUUGCAAAACAGGGGCGUGGGGAAAAAGCUCUUCGUGUCUUUCAACUAAUGCUAAGUUCUGGAGCGAGGCCUGAUGAGAUAACAUUCGUUGGGGCUCUGUGUGCUUGCAGCCAUGCUGGAUUUGUCAAUGAGGGCCGUCAUAUUUUCAAGUCUAUGACUCAAACUUGGGGAAUCAACCCAAGGAUUGAGCACUAUGGUUGCAUGGUUGAUCUAUUGAGUCGUGCUGGUUUCUUAGAUGAAGCAUAUAGACUUAUAGAAACCAUGCCCAUAAAGCCAAAUUAUGCUGUGUGGGGUGCUCUCCUGGGUGGUUGCCGGCUUCACAAGAAUUCUGAGCUUGCAUCAAAAGUUUCUCAAAAAUUAACGGCCGAACUUCACCCUGAUCAAGCUGCAGGCUAUCUUGUGCUGUUAUCACAUGUAUUUGCUGAUGCUAAAAAAUGGCUAGACGUUGCUGCUGUGAGGCAUAAGAUGGUUGAGAUGGGUGUGAGAAAGCCUCCCGGUCGAAGCUGGGUUCAAAUAAAUGGAGUUAUUCAUGAUUUUGUCGCAGGUGACAGUACCCAUAAGCAUGCACCUAUGAUCUAUAAGAUGCUAGGUGUAAUCACUUGGCAAACCCAGUGUGAAGGCUACAAACCAGAGAAAUCAUAUGCGUUGUCAUAUGUUGAAGAUUGAUGAAUUUUAGAGAUGGUUGGAGUAUUUUUUUUAUUCUUUGGACAUGAUAUACAUCCCAGGCUGCUUAAAUUGAACUGCCAUGCUAAAUUACUACCAAGUUGACAGCACUGCAAAUCCUUCUAAUCUGUCCAGCUGAACCAGUGAGAGGCUCAAUAUCUCCCAUUUUAGCCAUGGCAGAGGCAAAGUCGGUCAAAAAAGCUGAUGGGGUUCCUGCUAUACUCAGAUACAAAGCUAUCCGUGGAUCCUCCACUAAACAGAACUUGAUCUGAUUCAAGAAGACCCUUCUUCUGAAUCAAGUUCUUAAAGUAAUUAUUUUCAAAUGAAUUUGGCAUCACCAAGUCAAGUGAUGCCAAGUGUCCAUUAUCGGCAUCAGCUGGAGUACAACGACGUCUUCGAGUGGUAGCAAAUCCAGCAUCGAUGUUGCUGCCGUUGGUGUUAAUUCUGUCAUGGAAGGUGACAUUGAGCUUGUCCAAUUGUAUGUGAACCUGACAAAGCUACCAUGUCCCUUGCACUGAGACCUUUAGCAGCAAAUGCAGAUAUAAGAAUUUCAAGGCUAGCUCUGAAACUAGGAAGAUCACUAUUAGCUCCACCAAGGCUUGCUGUAGUAGAAUCUCUUCUUCCAAGCUUGACUGUCCAAGAGGGACCACCCACCUAUACAUAUACAUGUUUGUAGGCCACUAAUAUGUGUCUGCUUAUGCAUAUAUAUGAAUCGAAACUAAUAUACAGUGUUUAUUAUCUACUA
Molecule: messenger RNA, 2565 nt
Organism: Ziziphus jujuba (common jujube)
Lineage: Eukaryota; Viridiplantae; Streptophyta; Magnoliopsida; Rosales; Rhamnaceae
Product: pentatricopeptide repeat-containing protein At5g66520
Exons: 2
Coding region: 165-1823 (552 amino acids)
Biological process (GO): RNA modification
Molecular function (GO): protein binding; RNA binding
Source: RefSeq, a predicted model, not a curated record